UGUAAACGCUCUGUAAAUUCCAGUGUUUUCAACACAGUGGCUCAUUAGCAAAGUUACACUUUCUGCUGCUACAUCUUAGUUUAAAGACUGCAAAAAUUACUGUAUGAAUUGGCCUACAAGACUCCGUCAUGUCUAGAAGAAGUGCGAGACUUCUUAAUGUAGGGUACUAUGACCAGUCCUCAGAUGAUGAAAUCUCUGGCUCCAUGGUCUCCUACAAGGAGAGCCCUGUGCCUAGGGUAUUCAACAAGAGGAAACCGAGAACAGGGGGCCAUAAGGGAAUCCAAAAGCCAAAUCAGCCAAUCAAAGUCAUGGCGCCAACUGUGAGGGCCGUCCAGAGAAGGCAGACCUUCCUGUCUCCUACUGUGGCACCCAGUGUGGCCCCUGUUCCUUUGGCCCCCGCCGCCUCUGUGGCCCUGCAGCCCAGCAUGAGCUCCUCCAGCAUUGGAUUCACCAGAAUUGACAGCUCUGGCUACUGCUCUGAUUCUGAGGAGCCACUGAGGGUCAAGACACGCUCCAACAGGAGACUAUCCAGCGGGAUAGGCACUAGGACCAGUGCCAGCGCUAGCUGCAGCCGUUCAUGUUUCCCGACUGGUUUGCCAUCCUGGUUUGUCAUCUUCCUCUUCCUCCUGCCCGUUCUCCUGACCUUCCUAUUUGUCUUUCCGACCGUGUUCCCCACCAUGAACCUCAACCUUCCAAUGAACCGGCCGACUCAACCUGACUCUCCGCCCGACCUGACAUCAAAGGCUACAUAUGGAACUUCUAUCAUGGAUUCAGCUCUUGAAGACAAAAUGGACAACAUCCAGAGAGAGAUUGAAAUUCUUAAACAGAAAGCACACCAGCACCGAGGCAUUUCCCAGAUGGUACAAAGACUCAAUAUCGACAUGAGGGGAGUAAGGAGCGAGAUGAACAACGUCAGAGGGAAAGGGAACAGUGUCUCUAUUGCUGUCUCUACUGCUGGAGAGCGUCUGGCCCAGGACGCUGCCGAGUUCGGCAGCAAGAUGGCUGAUCUCCAAGAGGAACAGUCCAUUACCACACAGAGGGUCAGAGCCCUGGAGGACACCAGUGAUACGCUGCAGCAACAGGUGACCACCAUUCAAAACCAGCCUCCCCCUGCUCCCACACCAGAAAACAUACACCUGACACCUGAUUUUAAAGAGGCCAUGGAGAAAUGGCUGCGUGACCAACUGGCCCAGGAUGAGAGAUGGGACAUGAAACGGGUGAUAAGGAUUGCAGUGCGUCCGUUAGCGGACCGACUGCCUGACUUUGCCUUGGAGUCUCAAGGUGGCAGUAUUGUAACCAGCAGAUGCUCUGAGACGUAUCACACCCGUUCGGCCUGCGUGAGCUUCCUGGGGAUUCCCCUGUGGUAUCCUGAAGAGACCCCCCGGACUGUCAUCCAGGGCCAGCAGGUGCUGCCUGGCAAGUGUUGGCCGUUUCCUGGGGCCCAGGGCACUAUGACCAUCGCCCUGUCUCACCCCAUCCACGUGACCCAUGUCUCUCUGGAGCACCUCUCCACCGCCGUCUCCCCUAACGGACGCAUCGACAGUGCCCCCAAGGACUUCGCCGUCUACGGCAUGUCUACUGUCAGCGAAGAGGGAACACUGCUCGGAAUGUUUACAUAUGACCAGGCUGGAGAUCCCCUCCAGACAUUCAAAUUGCCUAACCCUACUGCAGUGUAUCGGUAUGUGGAGCUCCAUGUCCUCAGCAACUGGGGUCACCAGGACUACACCUGUGUGUACCGCUUCCGGGUUCACGGCAAGAUGGCUUCCUUUUGAAGGGGAUCGUCUAUCUAUCUUAACCCCUGUGUGUGUGUGUGUGUGUGUGUGUGUGUGUGUGUGUGUGUGUGUGUGUGUGUCCACCCCAACCCCAGAAUUUUCACUUUCAUACUGGAGCAUAUAUUUUGCCUCUAAAUAAAAUCUGUAUCAGGCAGUGUUUGUAUGGUUUUGGCACUAAUUGGAACUGAGUGUAAUGAUGGUGGCCAUAUUGGAUUCCCAAUAGAGUUGAAUUACACCAGAAUAGUUGUAAAUGUCAUAAGUAUAGUACGCCAUUCUAAAAGAUGUAUCUUAUUUGCAAAACUCAUUUACAGGUGAUUAAACCCCCAUCAAAUGGUAUUAUGGCAGCCAUAUUGGAUUUUGC
Coregonus clupeaformis (lake whitefish) is the source of this 2133-nucleotide messenger RNA. Its product is annotated as SUN domain-containing protein 2-like. Gene Ontology annotation, cellular component: nuclear envelope; meiotic nuclear membrane microtubule tethering complex. The transcript is spliced from 16 exons. The record is from RefSeq and is a predicted model, not a curated record. Gene Ontology annotation, biological process: nuclear envelope organization. Bases 129 to 1772 code for a protein of 547 amino acids. NCBI's taxonomy places the organism in Eukaryota, Metazoa, Chordata, Actinopteri, Salmoniformes, Salmonidae. Gene Ontology annotation, molecular function: protein-membrane adaptor activity.